This is a messenger RNA of Labeo rohita (rohu), 1466 nucleotides long. RefSeq names its product homeobox A2b (gene hoxa2b). The record is from RefSeq and is a predicted model, not a curated record. Gene Ontology annotation, molecular function: DNA-binding transcription factor activity, RNA polymerase II-specific; DNA binding. NCBI's taxonomy places the organism in Eukaryota, Metazoa, Chordata, Actinopteri, Cypriniformes, Cyprinidae. Gene Ontology annotation, biological process: regulation of DNA-templated transcription. Bases 170 to 1261 code for a protein of 363 amino acids. The transcript has 2 exons.
AUACGGUCCAAUUUCAACCUUGUCUCCAUGAAAGCAAUAGUUUAAUGGCACCGCGGUCCCCAUACGGCCGUAAUCAGCAAAAUAGUUUUUUUUAACCCGGCACGAUAUUUCAUUAUAUCUUCCUUGGGUCACAAAUUUGUGAGCGGCGAAUUUGGAAGACUUGGAGGAGAUGAAUUACGAAUUCGAGCGAGAGACGGGUUUUAUCAAUAGUCAGCCGUCGCUCGCUGAGUGCCUGACAUCUUUUCCCCCUGUCGGUGAUGCAUUUCAAAGUUCAUCAAUCAAGAGCUCGACGCUUUCACACUCGACACUGAUUCCUCCUCCUUUUGAGCAGACCAUUCCAAGCCUGAACCCCGGCAGCCACCCUCGCCACAGCCGGCCCAAGCAGAACCCAAAUGGCUCAUGCCCGCUGCCUGCCGCAUCCUUACCCCCAGAGUACCCUUGGAUGAAGGAGAAAAAAGCAUCCAAGAAAAACCAGACAACUUCGACAGCAACAACCACCGACCCUGGUCCACUAUACUUCUCCCCUCAAGGCUCGCCCGAGAUUUCUGAUGGUGGCAACGGGGCAACUCGCCGACUCAGAACGGCGUACACUAACACUCAGCUGCUGGAGCUAGAGAAGGAGUUCCACUUCAACAAGUAUCUCUGCCGGCCGAGGCGCGUGGAAAUCGCCGCUCUGCUGGACCUCACGGAGCGGCAAGUCAAAGUUUGGUUUCAAAACCGGAGAAUGAAACACAAGCGGCAAACUCAGUGUAAAGAGAACCACCACGGCGAUGGGAAACCACCGAGCUUGGAGGAGGCAGGCGGACGGGGUGAUGGGAAAUCUUUUUUCGAACAAGUGGCAAACAAUGUAUCAGGGGCGCUUUUGGAAAGAGAGGGUUACCCAUUUCAGCAGAAUACCUUAACUUCUCAACAGUCACAGAAUGGACACAAUAGUGAUUCCCAAAGCGCAACUGUCUCGCCUUUAGGUAGCAAUGACAAACAUCUGAAACAUUUUCCCAACCCGUCACCCACUGUUCCUAUCUGCGCCUCAACAAUGGCCCCGGAUUGUGCAUCUGCUCAGGACAAUGGCAGUCCCUCGGCCCUGGACGUCUCUUUACAGGACUUCAACGUUUUCUCCAAUGAUUCCUGCUUACACCUCUCAGAUGCCGUGUCCCCAAGUUUGUCAGAAUCUGUAGACAGCCCCAUUGGUUUAUCUACGGAGGCCUUUGAUUUCUUCUCCGAGACGCUUACAACAAUCGACCUGCAACACUUGAGCUACUAACUCUAACUGAAGUUUCAUUAUAGGGACGUCAAUAUCUUUCUCACAUUGAUGGUCUGUGUGUUUAAUUGUGACUUUAAAAAUAGGCCUAGACCAUUAAUCAAUGAGGUAAGUUUUUCAAUAAUCGAGUGAUAAUUUUUGUUUACAAAGAAAAUAUGGCAGGAGAUAAAGUGAUAUUUUUCACGUUUUAUUUUUGUAUCGUUCGCCG